Molecule: messenger RNA, 1959 nt
Organism: Penicillium samsonianum
Lineage: Eukaryota; Fungi; Ascomycota; Eurotiomycetes; Eurotiales; Aspergillaceae
Exons: 7
Coding region: 1-1959 (652 amino acids)
Source: RefSeq, a predicted model, not a curated record
AUGGCUCCUAAUGGUCUUGGAUCCUACCUUUGGCGUGUCUCUAUCUCUCUUCUUCUCUUCUCGGCUGCCUCAACCAUCUCCGCCACUUCAAGUGUUGACAACGGCAAACUGUUUACGAUCAAUGGCAUCAACUACUAUAGUGGUGAUGCGGUCUCGAGAAUAGUUAUCUCGGAUUUUGAUUCUACUCGAUUUGAUGCAAUCGUUCCCCUGACGAUAAUUCGGACAGAUGAAACUCUGCUCACCACGAACAUUAUAAAAGAAACCAUCUCAAACUAUUCGGCCACCGAUGAUGUUUUCCAGUCCGAAUUUCUUGAAGCGCUUUUUCUUGUCUACGAUGGAGACGGUCGGGGCCAAGUCGAGGCUGAUGUUCAAAAUGCUCUGGGGGGGCUUGGAAAUAAACUUUUGAUGGCCUCUUCCAGCUAUCAAUCUGGGGCGCGUAUCACAUCUGCCAGAAUGCUUCGUGAUAUACCAAACGGGCCCUACUUUUACUCGCCGCAGACUGGAGAGAUCUAUCAGGCCUUCCGUCUCUAUUCCGAUCAUCAGCUAGCAUUCACCGAAGCUGCCCUUAGCGAUGGGGCCGGAGGAUUCAAGCCCUUGCCAGCAACUUCAUCGGGCGCAAUGACGAAGAGCGUUGCUGUACCAUCUAGGCUAUACUAUACACCAACAUCAAUGAAGCCACUUGCAGGGUUACGUUUGGGAGUGAAAGAUAUCUUUGACUUGAAGGGACUACGGACUAGUGGUGGCAAUCGGGCCUUUUACGAUUUAUAUCCUCCGCGGAACACUACAAGUCCCGCACUCCAAAGACUCAUAGAUGCGGGGGCCAUUAUUGUAGGAAAAAUGGGCACCGUGCAAUUUGCAAAUGGAGACAAUCCCACAGCUGAUUGGGUGGACUUCCACUGUCCUUUCAACCCUCGAGGUGAUGGCUAUCAAAGCCCCGGCGGUUCAUCGUCAGGCCCUGGUGCCGGUAUCGCAUCUUAUGACUGGCUAGACAUUGCCGUGGGAAGUGACACUGGUGGCUCCAUGCGCAACCCAGGGAGCUUGCAGGGACUCUUUGCCAACCGCCCUUCUACUGGGGCUGUAUCUCUUGACAAUGUUCUUCCACUUUGCCAUGCACUCGAUACAGCUGGAGUUUUUGCUCGAAAUGCUGCAACAUGGUCAAAGGUUAUGCAUGCGUGGUACCAGAACUUCACUAACUAUAGAGAGUAUCCGAAAAGGUUGUUCUACCAGAACUCUUCUUUCCCUGGCUCCAACACAGCAUCCGGUGCACUGCUCGAGGGGUUCGUUAUGAAAGUGGAAGAUUUCCUGGGUACGAAGAGGGAGUUUGUUGAUAUCGCUUCGCAUUGGGAGAAAAGUCGCCCUUCCGAGGCGCCCUCAAAUAUAACUGAUUUACUGAAUACAACGUAUGCUGUGUUGGUAUCUGUCGAUCAAUACCGCUCUCUUUCUUUGCCGUUUUACGCAGACUACGCAGCAAAGCACGACGGUCGCCGACCAUUUGUGAACCCAGGCCCCUUGUUGCGAUGGGCCUGGGGCCAGAAUAAUGGUGGUGACGCCGCAUAUGGCGAAGCUCUCAAGAAUAAAACAAUCUUCAAAGACUGGUGGGAAUCGGAUGGAUACGGAAAGGCAGACACAAAGACUUGCUCUGAGGGUAUCUAUAUGUAUCCUUAUAGCAAGGGUCAGACACAGUAUCGGAAUGCCUAUUUUGAUGCACCUUCUGCGCCUCCGAUGGGCUUUACGGAUGGUCGGGUGGCCAUCUUGGCCGGUACCCCUGAUCUGGUAGUUCCUGUUGGAGAGGUCCCAUAUUACUCCACCAUCUCGCUUAAAACUGAGUUCAUGCCGGUUACGAUGAGUUUUGGCGCAGCCCGAGGGUGUGAUUUGAUGCUGGUCAAUCUCAUCGAGGAUUUGGAACGGGCGGGUAUCUUGAAGCCCGUGAGCACAGGGCCAAUGAUGUAUCCUGCAUGA